AUGGAAGGAGUUGAAACGGUGGAUGUGAGCUGGCUUCACCAUUCGCAAAAAGGCAAGUCGCACUGGAUAGCCUUGAUGCCCACACAGUAUAACCAUGCGGUUUGGCCUGGUAGGGAUGACAACGGAGCGACCGCACCCCCCAAGUCACACCGGAGAUCUCGAUCGAACAGUACCCCGCUGCCAACAUCUUCGGCUUUAUUCCCUUCAGAAUCGAAAGAAGCUUCUCCACAGACGAAAGAAUCGUUAGAAGAAAACGCGCUAUCAGAAGACAAGAAUGCGGAAUCGAUACCACCCACGCCAUCCCCGGCGCCCCAGCGGAGCAGCCCCAAGCCUAUCGGGAGCCGUCGCAACUCGUGGAUCUCGAGCUUGAGCUCCAAGUUUUCAUCUGGAUCAACGCCCCCGUCGCAGUCGAGCUUAAAAGGCAGUCCAGCUAGCCCCAAAGCGACUUCGCCCCUCGACAUGCACAACCCGUUCGGCGCAGCAUACUCACCCAAGGACCAAGAAGAUGAGAAGAAAGAUGACCCUGGUCCUUUUACUUCAUCCUCUCCUAAGGGACCCUCCUUCUUGCACAAUGCUCUCCGCAAAUUCUCGUCUAACUCCGGUGGGCUACCUAAGAUAGCCCCUAAUGGAACGGUCUGCCCCCGGCGCGUGAUGAACGUCGAUCACGGCCGAGACCGAUGCAAGAUCGCGGACCUAAACCAGUCGAAGCUCAAUCGCGUGGCAUUUUGUGUGGACGUUGAAAUCGCAGGGGUCUCCCAUCGGGACUCUGACGAGGAAGCACCUCCAACGAACCAACUUCGGCAGCCUCAGUCGGAAUCCAACAGCCAAAAGUCAAAGAAAUCCGAUCUCAAAUCGGAGGCCGGGGCAUUGAAACACCCCCAGUCUGCGGUGGCUGAAAAGGAGACAUCGGUCCCAAAUCCGACUUCUACUCCAGGGGCCGACGAUACCACUGCUCAAUCUACAACUGCCUCGGCCAGCACAGUCAGCUCUCAGUCCUCCGAUUCCAAACCGAACGGAGAAGGCAAGGACCCCACGAGAAAGCAAGAGAAGAAAAAGCGAUCAGAGGAGGAGAGGAGGGAGCGCAAGGAAAGAAAGCGGAGGCAAGCAGUGGCGAAUGGUUCGGUCCCGUUGCAACUGGAUGCCGACAAUGAUGAAGAUGAACCCCGGGCUCCAGCGCCUGGUGUCUCUCGCUCGAAAACACAGGGUCACCCAACCACCGAUCCGGUGCGCAUCUAUCGUCGCUGCUGCCAGUUGCGUGAAACCCCUGUUCUCAAGAGAGUGGUUGAUCAGAUCUCUUCGCCUUCCUCGACGUUGGCUGAGUCUCCGGGCACUGUGGCAGCCCUGAAUCUCAGUAACUUCCCCAUGACCCCUCAAGAUAUCACAACAUUCAGCGAUUGGCUCGCGGUUGUUCCUGUCCGCAAGCUUAUUCUUGAGAACUGUGCACUGACCAACGAUUCCGUGCGAGCCAUCCUCGCAGCAUUACUCUCAACCAAGACCGUGGAGCAGAUGCGCUACCGUCGGAGACGAUCUCGACGGUCGGAAUCGCCGGUCAAGAGCGAUGAACGAUGGGGUGUGGUGGAGAAGCUGUCUUUGAAGGGUAAUCCCAAGAUCGGCAGAGAGGGCUGGCGCCAUAUAGGUCUUUUUGUGCAUCUUUCCAAAUCUUUGAAGGCCAUCGAUGUGUCAGGCAUUCCCUUCCCCAAGCCACAGGCUCCAGCAGAUGGUUCGGCGCCCCAAAGCCAGGACCAGACAUCUGCCCUUGAUGUCAGCACCAUUUUCGCAAACGCCUUGGCGGAACGGUUUGGUGGCGACCACCUGGAGGAAUUGCUCAUGAGUGAAUGCAGACCGUCUGUUGAUGAGGUGCGGAAAAUUUGCGAGGCAGCCACUACUAUGGGCUUGCGCAGACUCGGAUUCGCCAACAACAACCUGACCAGGGAGGGCCUUGAACAUGUGGUCGAAUAUUUGAAAGCCGGGCAGUGCGAGGGUCUCGAUCUCGGCGGAAACACUAUCAAGGAUGAUCUUGAUAUUAUCGUGGACGCCAUUGAACCCGAGCUGCCUCUCUAUGCGCUUAGUUUGGCGGACUGUUCCUUGAAUCCUUCCGUGAUCUGCCCGCUACUUCAAGCCUUCACGAAGCUCCACAACCUUCGUUUUAUUGACUUCUCUCACAACCUCGAACUAUUUUCGGCACAACCCAAGGCUUUGGGGGCAUUCCGCCGCUUCCUGCCCAAGAUGCCAUCUCUGAAGCGCAUCCAUCUUGCCGACGUUGAUCUCUCACCAGACCAUGUCAUUGGUCUUGCAGAAGUGCUAUCCGAGUGUCCCAGCCUGUGCCACUUGAAUAUCUUGGAAAACCCUCAGAUCGCCGCUCUGGCAUCCGCUCGGGACCCGGCUACCCAGGAAGAAGCGUGCGCUGUCUACGCGUCUAUGAUGGCAGCUGUCCGUGUGUCACGAACGAUUAUCGCAGUGGACAUUGAAAUUCCAAGUGCAGAAAGCAAUGAGGUUGUGAAAGCUUUGGCAUCCCAGAUUGUGGCCUACUCGCUUCGAAAUCUCGAGGGCGGCGCGAUUGCCGAGGAGCUCUCUGAUCCCAUCACCCCAUCCGCUACCAAGGACGUUCCUGUGCCGGAGAUCUUGCAGCAUAUCGUCGGAAACACGGCUGCUCCCGACGAGCCAUGUGACGAUGAAGGUGAGCCCGCUCCUGACGAAGACUACGUCAUUGGCGGCACAGGUGUUGUCAAGGCAUUGGGUGUUUGUCUGGGCAACCUAGAUCAGCAUGGCAGCGACGUUCUUGGCGACAUCUCGGCGCCAGCGAGUGGCACUACAACGCCCAGGCGACGGAAGUCUCGAAGCGUCGUCACCAAGCGACCCCGUGACAUGUCGAAGAACCUGCUGGCGUCCGCACGCAACAUUCGGACUCGGAUUCAGUCGGCUCUCGUCCGCGAAGACCGGGCUGGCAAUGAUGCAAACUAUCGUCGUCUGCAAUUCCUGGACUUCACCUUGCAUAGGAUGAUCCAACGCUUCGAGGACGAAUACCCGGAGACUCGCAUUGUCCCCCAGCCUGCCACAACCUCUACCGCACCGGACACCAGCUCUCAACAUUCUGGUGACGACGGACACGGAUCCACCGCUGUCGGCGACAACUUGAAUAAUAGUCUUCUGGACAACGAGAACGCCAUCGAUGACGAAGAAACUGACCAAUAUGCCAUCCACCUCUCCCGAACCAGCUCGAUGACCUCUCUCCAUGCACGUGCCAUGACUUCCGAAGAGGGCCACAUCCACCGUCUCGGCCAGAACCUGCGCCGUGAUUUCCUGGACCCAUCGCUGAGCCAGAGCGAUGGUGAUGGCGAUGACGAUGCACACCUUGCUGCUCUCCGGGAAAGACUGGAGCGUCUGCACGACGAACAAUCUCCGUCGCAGUUCGACAGCUUCGGGAGAGAGAAGGCAUUUGAAGAGCUCGGGUCUACCGUUGAUGAACUCUGGGCCGCUCAGAAGCAGGACGCCGAGAGCUUUGAGAAGUUCAGGAUGUCGCAGAUUGCGGCUCAGAUUAACAGUGGCCUGCGUCCUGCUAGAUCCAUGCCUGUUGCUGGCAACGUAGCAUCCAAGAAGGAUGCGGGUAAUGAUACCACUGAGAGCAAGUCUCCGCCAUAG
Messenger RNA from Penicillium alfredii, 3639 nucleotides. RefSeq names its product putative cell wall biogenesis protein Mhp1. Lineage: Eukaryota; Fungi; Ascomycota; Eurotiomycetes; Eurotiales; Aspergillaceae. The transcript is spliced from 3 exons. The record is from RefSeq and is a predicted model, not a curated record. Bases 1 to 3639 code for a protein of 1212 amino acids.